This is a messenger RNA of Platichthys flesus (European flounder), 6131 nucleotides long. RefSeq names its product FERM, ARHGEF and pleckstrin domain-containing protein 1-like. Gene Ontology annotation, cellular component: cytoskeleton. Gene Ontology annotation, molecular function: cytoskeletal protein binding; guanyl-nucleotide exchange factor activity. Lineage: Eukaryota; Metazoa; Chordata; Actinopteri; Pleuronectiformes; Pleuronectidae. The transcript has 27 exons. The coding region runs from base 1859 to 4969 and encodes 1036 amino acids. The record is from RefSeq and is a predicted model, not a curated record.
ACAUAAACCAUCGUCUUUACACUCUGGUUCACAGUGUUACUUAGACUUCAUUUUAAUGUCGGUGAUUAAACCUGCAGAUUUAGGCCUUCUUGAUAUGUGAUGGUUUGAUGUCCGUCAUUUUCAGGAGGGAGAGGAGCAGCUGUUUAUCCAGGUGACCUGCUCCCAGUAUCCCCACACAGAGGUCACCAUCUCCUGCUGCUGGUGUCACAGCAGAGGCUCCGUGUGAACAGUGUCCUCUGAGGACACCCCUACAAGGAACAGUAUCACUGAUUUACAACAGCACUUGAAUGAACUUUAAAUGAACUGUAAAUGCUUGCAGUUGUUUUAAAUCUCCUCAGUGAACGGACGAGUUUACACAGGUAAAGAGCGUGUGUGCACCCCCUAAACCUUAUCAUCCUUGGUGAAUCCAGGGUCAAAGGUCAAACUGUUCAGACCAGCAGUGACGUCCCGCAUCUUCCUUUUAUGUAAGCUUAAAACUUUAUAUGUAGUCUCUGGUCUUAACACGUGUGACAUCUGAUGAAAGAGAAAAGCUACACAUUGUAGUAAAACGUGCUGUUGCCAUGCCAACAGUAACAACUUCUGAAUUAACUGGCUAGGUAUUUCAAAGUAAAGCUUGGCAAAACGCUGCAUGCUUUUAAAUUCCCUUUCAUACUUUUAAUACAAUUUCAAGAAUCAACUGUACCCAUAUGUACAAGAAAUAUUCUUUGCAUAUUAACACAAAAAUAAGUUAAUCAAAUAUCUGCAACACGACAUUUCAAGUCAAAUACUAGUAUUCAAUAUACACGGGAAGAAAAUAUUUUGAGCAGGACAUUAAGACUUGGCUUGAAGAUCUUAAGUCGACGUUGAUCCUUAUACAAGGUUGUGUCUAAAAUUAGAAUAUGUGAGCAGCAGACAGGAAAUAAACCGUUUAAAACUGUUAUUGAAUGUUGAAAGCAGCUUUUCAGGACAGCAGAUUGUGUGAAAAUUACAUGUUGGUCACAGUUCAAAAUAAAAUUGUGAAACAUCACUAAAUUGGUAAAUCCUCUCCUACAUCAUUCAUUUGGGCAAGUAAACCUUCAAGUCACUCAAAAGUGCUGCAUACAGGACACAUUCAGUCGGAUUUUUCCUAUUUACAGUAAAUACCAAGGCCCACAUACAGUUAGUGUUAUAUAAAUUAAGUCAUUUCACCUACAAUAUUAGUCUUCAUUGUUAUCAUAAUUGGCAAUGUUAUUAUUAUUAUUAAUUAUUAUUGGGACUAGAGCUGUUCCUGCAGCCGCCGCUAGAUGGUGAUGCUGCUCCACGUGUCUCCCAAGUGCAGCUGAGCAGAAGGUGGAGGUGCUGCGCCUCCUUCCCUGUCUGAGCGGAGGCACCGGGAGUGGAUCCGCCGCUCGCCUCACUCUAAUCCCGUCUCUCUGCACGGCUCACACGCUCAGUCGUCCGCCAUGGCGACCGCAGAAAGCCUCCUCCUCCUCCUCCUCCUCUCCUGCACCAUCUGAAAAACUCCUCCGGGAUCCUUCAUUCCUCCUCUUCUCCUCUCUGGACGUGGAUUUGACUUCCUCCCGCAGCUCGGACGCACAAACGCGUGGAUAUAAAAAGAAGAGGAAGGAAAAAAAAGCCGCAUUUCAGGAGAAGAGUGUUGAAGAAUCGCGCAGCCGAGUCCUCCUCUCUCUCGCCCCUGCUCGUGUGCUCCUGAAGGGGAAGUGAUUCAACUUGUUUGAGGAGAUUAGGGAUAAGUCCCGGGAGUAUCUUUGCCCUGUUGUUUCUUGUGAUCCUGUGGAUUUCGAAGGAGGGGGAAACAACUAUCACCCAGUGUGUGUGUGUGGAGACAUCUACAUUGUGCAUUUCUCUGCAGGCCGGGCAGUGAGCAGUGCAGUGUACCAUGGUGGAGCCUGACCCGGAACAAAUGGCGUCUGGAGCCGGGCAGCGUCUCGGAGCCCCAGAGACCCUUGGCAUCAGCACGUUGGACCCCGGGCACAGACCUCCGGCCAUGCCCGCCGGACGACAUGUUACCAUCAGGGUCCGUAUGCUGGACGACACAGAGGAGCUCUUUGACAUCUCGCAAAAAGCCUCGGGCAAAGUGCUGUUUGACCUGGUGUGUUCCCACAUGAACCUCAUCGAGGGCGACUACUUUGGCUUGGAGUUUCAGAACCAUCAAAAGAUGAUGGUUUGGUUGGAUCACAUCAAGCCCAUUAUCAAGCAGCUCAGACGACCGAAGCAGACGAUCCUGAGGUUUGCCGUGAAGUUCUUCCCUCCAGACCACGCACAGCUACUGGAGGAGUUGACGAGGUACCUGUUUGCCCUCCAGAUCAAACAGGACCUCUCCUCUGGACGUCUGACCUGCAACGACAGCAGCGCGGCACUGAUCGUCUCCCACAUUAUCCAGUCUGAGAUUGGGGACUUCGAGGAGAGUCAGUGCCGGUCGCACCUCCUCAACAACAACUACAUCCCCGAUCAAAUGCCCCUGAUCGACAAGAUCAUGGAGUUUCACUCAAAGAAUAUAGGUCACACACCUUCAGAAUCAGACUAUCAGUUACUAGAAGUGGCGCGUCGGCUGGAGAUGUACGGGAUCCGCCUUCACCCUGCCAAGGAUCGUGAGGGCACGGGUUUAGGCUUGUCCGUGGGGCACACCGGGGUCCUGGUCAUUCAGGGACACACGAGGAUCAAUGCCUUCAACUGGUCUAAAGUCCGUAAACUGAGCUUCAAGAGGAAACGUUUCCUCAUCAAGCUGAGGCCAGAUUUAAAUAGUUCGUACCAGGACACUCUGGAGUUCCUGAUGGCGAGCAGAGACUGUUGUAAAGUCUUCUGGAAGAUCUGUGUCGAGUACCACGCCUUCUUCCGCCUCUUUGAGGAACCGAAGGCCAAACCCAAGCCUGUGCUCUUCACACGAGGCUCCUCCUUCAGAUUCAGCGGUCGCACACAGAAGCAGGUGAUUGAUCAUGUGAGGGAGUCCGAGUUUAAAAAGAUCCCGUUUGAAAGGAAACACAGUCGGGUCCAACACAACAGCCGCCUGUCGCCGCUGCCUUCUCCGCGUCACCAUGAAGUGCCAACAGAAAGGGGUCCUCCUCCCAUGGACAGAGUCGACCCUCCUCCUCAGCGUCACUGGAAAGAGUCGGUGUUGGUGAGCGCAGAAGAUGCCUCACGACCCACCAGGGCGAGCCCCUCCCACCAGACCAACGGCCACGAGGACAGAACGGGGUCGGUGUCCAGGACGGAGGAGACAAGAGGCUCGACGCGACAGAUCCACCAAGAACCUCAGAGUACAGCUGUGGCGUCCAACAGUCCCCACCUGUCCGCGUCCUCCGCCCACUCCCACGGCAUGGUCAACGGUCAGAAGUCCCUGGAGCUGUGCGGCCACAGUCCCGACGGCCGGCUGCCCUCCCCACUCACCAGUCCGCUGCUCAACGACGCCUGCAGCGUUCGCACCGACGACGAGGACGAGGUUCGGAGGAAGAGGUUUCCAACAGAUCGGGCCUAUUUCAUCGCCAAGGAGCUGCUGACCACAGAGCGAACAUAUCUGAAGGACCUGGAGGUGAUAACUGUGUCUUUUCAGAGUGCCGUGGGUGAGGACGAGGCGACUCCAGACUCUUUGAAGAGCACCGUCCACUCCACCUUCGAGCCGCUGCACAAGUUUCACGCAGGUUUUCUCAAGGAGGUGGAGCAGCGGCUGGCGAUGUGGGAAGGACGCUCCAACGCUCACAUCAAAGGAGACUAUCAGCGCAUUGGAGACGUUAUGUUGAAGAAUCUGCAAGGUUUGAAGCCGCUGACGGCAAACCUGCACAAGCAGUCCGAAGUCCUGUUAGAGCUGGAGAAGGCCAGCAGGGCGUCCCGCAAGGUGGAGGGUCUCUGCAGGGACUUUGAGCUGCAGAAGGUCUGCUACGUCCCCCUGAACGUCUUCAUCCUGCGCCCGCUGCAUCGCCUCGUUCACUACAAGCAGAUCCUGGAGCGCCUGUGCAAACACUACACCGCUACUCACGUGGACUUCAGGGACAGCAGAGCUGCUCUGGCUGAUGUGUCUGAGGUGGUGGAGCUGCUCCAGGGAAGUUUAAUCAAGAUGGAGAACUUCCAGAAGCUUCUGGAGUUGAAGAAGGAUUUGAUUGGCAUUGACAAUCUUGUUGUUCCUGGUCGGGAGUUCAUCAGGUUAGGCUGCCUCAGCAAACUGUCUGGAAAAGGCCUACAGCAACGAAUGUUCUUCCUGUUCAACGACGUCAUUUUGUACACGAGUCGGGGGAUGACGACGACCAAUCAGUUCAAAGUGCACGGACAGCUGCCGCUACACGGCAUGAAGGUCAGGGAGAGUGAAGACGAGUGGGGCGUUCCUCACGCCUUCACGCUGGUUGGAGAGCGACUGUCGGUGGUGGUGGCAGCAAGUUCAGUGAAGGAGAUGGAGAAGUGGAUGGACGACAUUAAGACGGCAAUAGAAAUGGCACAAACCAGCAACGGGACCUCAUCUGACCUGGUGACCUGCAAACUGACCGACAACAAAUGCCCUGAGGACUCCCAGGCCGAGGUGGAGUCCGAGGACGACAUGGCCGCCCUGCCGCACGCCGCGCCGGAGAGGCCCACCCCUCACCGUGGUAACACCAUGGUGCACGUGUGCUGGCACAGGAACACCAGUGUGUCCAUGGUGGACUUUAGCAUAGCUGUGGAGAAUCAACUGUCUGGAAAUUUACUGAGGAAGUUCAAGAACAGCAACGGCUGGCAGAAGCUCUGGGUGGUCUUCACCAACUUCAGCCUGUUUUUCUACAAAUCUCACCAGGAUGAUUAUCCACUGGCCAGCCUUCCUCUGCUGGGCUACUCUGUCACCGUCCCCACAGACACUGAAAACAUUCACAAGGACUACGUCUUCAAACUGCAGUUCAAGUCCCACGUGUAUUACUUCCGAACGGAGAGUGAAUAUACUUUUGAGAGGUGGAUGGAGGUCAUCCGCAGCGCCACGGUCCCCUCCAGCCGCGCUCGCUUCCUGAACAACAAGGAGUCUCACCUUCACUGAGUCGACUCGCUUCCACACACUUUGUCUCCCUCGGGUGGCGUCCUCUCUUCCUGGCCCGCCCCCCUCGCCUCCUGGACUCUUUGCUUUUCUUGUCCACAUACAGUAUAUCCGGGACAUUUAUACACGUGUCCAUGCACAUUUGGUGCUUUUUAAUGCUUUAAUGGUGACAUGUCCGCUGGUUUAGACUGCAUCAGAGACUGCAUUUUUUUUGGCAUUUUUUACUCUCAACUCUGAAACCUCUUUUUACGGAUGUCAUUUUUAUACGGUUUUCUAAUGGUCUCAACCACUUCUUAUCUUUCUGGUUUUAACAUUGUUGCCAUCAGCAGGAACGUGUUGAUAUAGAAACUCAGCAAUCUUUCUUAGAUGGUUAAACUAUCACUGCAUUGUCACACACUUUUGUCUACUUGGUUUAUUUCAUUGAAAACGGCUGCUUUGAAAACUGUCCUGCAACCUUGGUGCCAAAACUGAUUUAUAGCGACAUCCUGGACUUUUUAACAGUAUUUUGUUACACGGGGGAUAAAGGAGCGCUCCUAUGCUACAAACCAUGUAAUUGAAAAUCAUGUAAAACAGGCCAACCUUUUAAAGGUCAACGCUGUGUUCACAUCCAGACCAGCACAAUGUGUUCUUGUUUAAGAAAAAAGAGAGAAAGUGAUGAAAAUAUGAAAUUAUUUUUGUUGUAUUAUUCAACAUAAUCCUAGGAUUGAUCACGAUGUGGCUAGAGGUAGCUGCCAUCACCACUAACUCAAUUUCAAGUAAAUAUUCUAUCUGCUGAUGUUUGUUGUAAGUCUCAGACUGUCUAUCUUCUUUUGAAAUCUUCAGUUUCCCUUAAGCAGUGAAAUGACAAAAUGGUAGAAAUGUUCAUAAUCAUCGAAUUAUGAAGACGUGUGUCAGUGAAAGCUUUAAAGAUUACGUGUGAGACAAAAUAGAAACUUUCAGUUCUAAGUGCUGUCGCCCUCACUGAACUCCAGGCUGCCUCCUGAACGAAGACGCCCACAUAUUUUUAUGGGUAUAAAUGAAUGGAAAUGUGCAUUCGACAGGGUUUUGCAGUGAAGUGAAUGAGACGGAAGAAAACCUCUGUUCUGCUUUGGAAUCGCUGCGUUUUUUCCUGACGUCAGAGAGCUCUUUGGAAAUGAAAGCAAUAAAACACAUAUUCACACUUUGA